CAGCGAAUUCCCAUUUCUGAAGUAUGGCUGGUGCUCUACUUUCUGCUAUCGUGGAGCGGCUUGGUUCUUUCAUUUCUUCAGAGUUCAAGUUGACAGUAACUGUUAAGGAAGAAGUCCAAGAGCUUGAAACCAAAUUCCGUACCAUUCAGGCAGUGCUCAAUGAUGCUGAGAAGAGGCAGCUGAAGGAGGAAGAUGUGAAGCUUUGGUUAGAUAAGCUCGAAGGCGUAUCGUACGAGAUCGACUACAUGUUGGAUGAGUGGAACACUGUCAUGAUCAAAGCAGAGAUUGAGAAACAACAAAAAGAAUUCGAAGAAAAAGAAAAAGCUGAAACUAGUACUGCUAAGAAGAGGAAGGUAUGGCCCCUCAUCUCCUACUUCAAUUUCUCAGUUCCUAAUCUUUUACCGCAUCGUGAUAUUGCUCAUAAGAUACAAGAACUUAACGAAAAUUUAGAUGAGACUUACAAAGAGAGGGAGAUGUACGGGUUUGAAUUGAGUAGGCCCAUUCAAGAAGUAAUUGAGAGACCAAAAACUACUUCUUAUGUUGAUGUGUCUGAAAUUCUUGGUCGUGAUAAGGUUAAGAAUGAUCUAGUGAGCGCCCUAUUGGGCAAGGGUACUGAAAAAGAUAAACACCCCCAUGUAAUCUCUUUGGUGGGCAUGGGCGGUAUUGGAAAAACUACUCUUGCCCAAUUAGCCUACAAUGAUCAGGAGGUGCAAGCCCAUUUUGAGAUAAAAGUGUGGGUUUGUGUUUCGAAUCCUUUCGAUCAGUGCAAGGUUGCCAAAGAAAUCCUUGAAUCUAUUGAACGUCGAUCCUCCAACUUGACUGCAUUGCAAAGUCUAUUGGAUAGAAUUUGUGAUAAAGUUGGGUGAAAGAAGUUUUUUCUUGUCUUUGAUGAUGUGUGGACUAAAGACUUUGUAAUGUGGAAGCCAUUCAGAGAUGCACUCAAAAAUUGUGGUUCCCAAAGUAGUAGAAUUCUAGUCACCACACGUAAAGACCAAGUUGCAAAGAUGAUGGAAAGUGCAAAUACAAUCCAGUUGGAGGACUUGUCUGAGGAAGAUUGUUGGUUGGUGUUUAGUAAAAUAGCAUUUUCUGAUAAGGAUCGUCAGCAAUGUGAGCAACUAGAAGACUUUGGCAAACAAAUAUCAAAGAAGUGCAAAGGCUUGCCCCUUGCAGCAAGGACUCUAGGGAGUCUCAUGCGCUUAAAGAAAAGUAAAGAAGAUUGGAAGAAUGUUUUGAAUAGCAAUUUGUGGGAAUUAGAAGUUGUUGAAAAAGGUCUUUUUGCACCAUUGUUAUUGAGUUACUAUGAUUUAUCAUCACCACUGAAAUGGUGUUUCUCAUAUUGUGUUGUCUUUCCAAAAACUCAUGUUUUUUAUGUUGAUGAGUUGGUAUAUAUGUGGACAGCACAUGGAUUUGUUGAGUCAAGGGAAAAUAUGGAGGUGGAAAUCAUGGCACGAGAAUACUUAGAAAAUUUAGUCAUUCGCUCUUUCUUCCAAGAAUGCAAGGAAUAUAAACGGUUUGGCACAAGAUACAAAAUGCAUGAUAUAGUGCAUGACUUUGCACAAUCAAUUACUGAAGCUCACCAUUUGGGAUAUUCAAGAAGGUCCCAAUUUCCUCCGUCUACUAAUAGAUCCAAAAAUCUACGCACUGUCAUCUUUUUUAAUCAUAAUGAUUAUAAUAUAUCCAAUUUAGUCCAGAAUUUUAGCCGUUUACAGGUAUUAACUUUGCACUGCAUGAUGGAACUUCCGGAUACAAUAGGAAAUUUAAUACAUUUAAGGUAUCUUGAUUUGUAUGAGUGCAAAGAAUAUGUUUCUUUUCGCAAAUGUGAAAUGCCUGAAACUAUAUGUAAUCUAUGCAAUUUACAAUUUUUGAGGCUUGGUGAGUCUAUGAGUUCACCCAAAAUAUUACCACAGGAAAUAGGAAAAUUAAUUAACUUAAGACUUCUUAUUGUAUAUAAUUUAGUGAUUCCAAGAGGGAUUGGAAGAUUGACUUCUCUUAGAACAUUAAAUAGUGUCCUCAUAAGUGAUGAGGAUAGCAAAGGAAGUAAACUUGAAGAAUUAAAAAAUUUGAACCAUCUUCGUGAUUUGUAUCUAUCUUUUAAUGAAGGGUUUGAUCCGAUUGCCUUAGCUCCGAAUGAUAGAAGAAUUGUGAGUAAUGUAUUAAGUUUAAAUGCGUUAAAGCCACCUCAAGAAUUGUGAGAUGUUACGCAUUAGUUAUUACCGGGGCACCACAAUGUCUCCUAUUUGGUUGGCAUCUUUAACCAAUUUGAAAGAGCUUUGUCUCUAUUACGCCACAGAGUUAAUGAGUUUGCCUUCUUUGGGGAUGAUUCCGUGCCUCGAAUCAUUAACUAUAUCGUUCGCGCAGAGAUUGAAAAAAGUUGGAGUUGAUUUUUUGGGAAUAGAAUCUGAAAACAAGAAAGAAGACAUGAAAAUAUUCCCAAAUUUGAAAUAUCUCGAAUUCUUUGGUUUGGGCGAGUGGGAAGAAUGGAUUGGAGGAACGAGAGAAGGAGGAAAAGAAGACGAAGACUGUAUUACUAUAAUGCCGCGUCUUCAAAAGUUGACAAUUCACUACUGCAGAAAGUUAAAGUCGUUGCUGGAUUUCCUGCGUACAACUCCAUUGAAGGAAUUGGAGAUUGGUGACUGUCCAAUUAUCAAGAAACGUUGUCGAAGAGAGACAUGAGAGGACUGGCGCAACAUUUCUCACAUCCCAAUCAUCAAAUUAACUGACACUCCAUUCCCUACGUUGCGGUAAACAAACAAUGACCUUCCGUAAUAUUAUCAAAUUCUGGCAAAACUCACAACGACACUGUCAGCAAUGGUUUUCUGAAGGG
Messenger RNA from Quercus lobata, 2824 nucleotides. Its product is annotated as putative disease resistance protein RGA3. The record is from RefSeq and is a predicted model, not a curated record. The coding region runs from base 24 to 866 and encodes 280 amino acids. Gene Ontology annotation, molecular function: ADP binding. Lineage: Eukaryota; Viridiplantae; Streptophyta; Magnoliopsida; Fagales; Fagaceae. Gene Ontology annotation, biological process: defense response to other organism. The transcript is spliced from 3 exons.